AUGAGGACUUUCGCACUUGCUCUCACUGUUGGGCUCUCCCUCUUCCAAGUGUCUUUCGCAGCUCCUGCUGUCAAGGCCAGGGAUUGCCAAACCAUCCCUUCAUAUGCCGAUGCAGGUGUCCGUGACCAGGUCUACCGCAUCACUCAAUCUCGUGGUGUUACCGCCAAGGUCUUGCUCAGCACCUUCGAGACUGCCUGGAUCGAAUCUCAUGUUAACAAUCUGCCGUGUGGUGACCAGGACUCAAUCGGUGUUUUCCAGCAGCGCCCUAGCCAAGGAUGGGGAACCUACGACCAAAUCAUGAACGUCGACUACAGCACCAACAAGUAUCUCGAUCAAGCUAUUGUCAAUGACAGGAACUUCCCAGGAUAUACCGCCGGCCAACUCGCCCAGUCUGUUCAACGCUCUGAGUUCCCUGAUCGUUACGACCAAGCUGAAUCUACCGCCCGCGCUUUGAUUGCCCAAGCUCAAGCUUCGGUUGGAGGCGGAAACACUGGUGGUGGAGGCCAGUGCUCUGGCGUUCCCGCUUACGGAUCCGCUACAGUCUACACUGGAGGUCAGAGGUGCACUUAUGGGGGACACUUGUGGACUGCCAAGUGGUGGACUCAGUAUGAAACCCCUAGCACCGGUGGUAGUGGUGUCUGGCAGGACAAUGGCGCCUGCUAA
Molecule: messenger RNA, 663 nt
Organism: Rhizoctonia solani
Lineage: Eukaryota; Fungi; Basidiomycota; Agaricomycetes; Cantharellales; Ceratobasidiaceae
Product: carbohydrate-binding domain protein
Exons: 6
Coding region: 1-663 (220 amino acids)
Biological process (GO): carbohydrate metabolic process
Cellular component (GO): extracellular region
Molecular function (GO): hydrolase activity, hydrolyzing O-glycosyl compounds; carbohydrate binding
Source: RefSeq, a predicted model, not a curated record